Molecule: messenger RNA, 743 nt
Organism: Gryllus bimaculatus (two-spotted cricket)
Lineage: Eukaryota; Metazoa; Arthropoda; Insecta; Orthoptera; Gryllidae
Source: the annotation of a GenBank genome assembly
AGGAGAGAGCGGUUGUUACUGCAGUGUCUUGAGCUACUUGAAUUCACACCAUGAAAAGAUUAAACUUGCUGUGCCUUCUAUUCCUGAUAUGCAUACUGAGUUGUGCAUUCCUUGACGCGGAAGCAAAAUCAAAAGACAAAAAUAAAGAAAAAUAUAAUAAAAAAUAUAAGACUGAAGGGAGUCCAAAAGAGGGGAAAAAUAAAUACUCUAAGAAUUCUCAGGAAUAUGCAGAACAAUCAAGGAAAUACAAGAAACAAGUAAAUGAAAACCUUGAACUAAACCCUCAAGAGGAUGAACCCGUAGAAAUUGUUGAAAAUCAAGAACCAGCGCAGAAACCUUACAAGCAGAAAAAAGAGAAAAAGCCAUAUACUAUAUCAGUGGAACUUCUGGAGGAGCCAGAAUUAACAAACGGUAAUAAAAUUAGUUCUGAAGAACAAAUUGACUCGGCUGUUCGCAAAGAAAGUAAACAAAAGCCAAUCAAAAGGCAAGGAUAUCAAAAUACUAAGAAAAUCCAACCACCAAAACCAAGUGCUGAAGAUACAGCGGAUUUCAUAGUCCAUGUGCCAAAGAAGAAGAAGGGCACGAGGCAAGUUUUGGUGUUUCAAGUCCCUGCGCAAGAUGAACAAAAUGAAGAAGAAGAAUUGGCAAAUGCAGUCCAGCAGUAUGUCUCAGAUGAGCAAGAAGCAACUGUAGAAGAGGACUGUGGAUGUGAAGAAAACACUGUAGAAGAAAAAUCUUCAAAU